CUAUGGUCGAAAAAAAUUAUCAAUUCUUUGUCGAUUCAAAAAUUAAAGUUCCUUCAUUCAUCGGUUCAUUAACUAUUCCUGAUGAACCAAAAUAUCAGAAAUAUAUUGAUUCUAUCAAAGUCUCAGAUCUUAACCGAGAGAUGAAAACAACGAGAAGAAUUAAAACAAUCAUUAAAGAAUGGUUAAUUAUUUCAAUAUUCUAUACAAAACCCUUCGUGGGUAAUCCAUGGUUUUCAACAAGUCCUCGUGACUUAUGGUUCAUCAAAUAUAUAAAUAAGAUUUUCAAAAACUUGGCUACCUUCCUGUCAGAAACAAUUUUAAACGCAAUAAGUCUCUUGGGUUCACAUUUGGAAUAUAAUAAGCGAAUUACUUCUUUUAAUCAUUUUUCGAUAGAUUAUGCAAUUUUUUCUUAUUUCAUGGAAUACGUUUGGUUUUGUGGAAAGCCUUUGAGGUGA
This is a messenger RNA of Cetraspora pellucida, 455 nucleotides long. NCBI's taxonomy places the organism in Eukaryota, Fungi, Glomeromycota, Glomeromycetes, Diversisporales, Gigasporaceae. The record is from the annotation of a GenBank genome assembly.